Scomber scombrus (Atlantic mackerel) is the source of this 3006-nucleotide messenger RNA. RefSeq names its product inverted formin-2-like. The coding region runs from base 53 to 1750 and encodes 565 amino acids. NCBI's taxonomy places the organism in Eukaryota, Metazoa, Chordata, Actinopteri, Scombriformes, Scombridae. Gene Ontology annotation, molecular function: actin binding. The record is from RefSeq and is a predicted model, not a curated record. The transcript is spliced from 9 exons.
AAGCAGUUUACAAUAAAAUUAACAAGCUUUAACAAUUUUCACAGCUCUCAGGAUGAGCAUGCUCAUGCCCAGUUUCUGCAGGCUCAUCCUUGAUGUGGGAAAUUUUCUCAACUAUGGAAGUCACACUGGGAACGCAGAGGGGUUCAAGAUCAGCUCUCUGCUCAAGCUUACAGAAACCAAGGCCAACAAGAGCCGCAUUACACUGCUUCAUCACAUCCUUGAGGAAGCAGAGGCGAACCACCCGGAGCUGUUGGCACUACCAGAUGAUAUAGAGAUCUGUGAAAAAGCAGCAGGAGUAAGUCUGGACUGUGUUCAGUCAGAAGCCAAUGCCUUACUAAAACGGCUGAAUGAGUCAGCCAAGAAAGUCUCCAACUCUGUGGAGGAGGUGAAGGAGCAAUAUGAAAAAGUGCUUGACGAAAAUCUGGAAGCAUGUCGAGCUUUGAACGAACGGUUCGCUGACAUUGACAAAAAGAGGAGUGAACUGGCAGUCUACUUAUGUGAAGAUGCUAAUAAGCUUUCGCUUGAGGAACUCUUCGGAACCAUCAGGACUUUCCGAGGACUCUUUAUCAAGGCAAAAAAGGAAAAUAAAACCAGAAAAGAGCAGGCAGCCAAGGCUGAGAAGAGAAAGAAGCAGCUGGCAGAGGAAGAGUCCAAGAGACAGAAGGGAGAGAAUGGAAAAAUAAUCAAGAAAGGCUUUGUGCCACAGAGCGAAGGCUGCAUUAUCGACCACCUCCUUGCAGAUAUCAGGAAAGGUUUCAGCCUAAGAAAGACCAGGCCCAGGUGCGAUUCGGAAAACCUCCCUUCAGGUGAAAUGCAUAGGGAUACCGGCCCACCUGGAUCAAGUGUGAAGCCUGUAGGCGAAGAUGCCGUAGAAUCAGCCACCAUGUCCGCUCCCACCAAAUCUCAGGCCGAGGGUCACCAGCCCAGCACAGGCAAGGUGAACGGCCUCAUCAGUCCACCAGAAGAGACUCCGUCAGCACCUCAGACAGUGGUGCAAGGCGGACCCCAAACGCCUCCAAAUGCACCCCCAGGAGAACCAGCCGCAAUGACACUGCCACCCCUGGAAAGACUUGCAUCACUGCAGGAGGAGAAACGGCCAAAGAACCCUGCAUCGUCCCCAGAUAUGAUGCAACCUAACCCUCAGGCAGAAGGAGAAUAUCAACCAUGUCUCCCCACAAAUGGCUUUUCAGUAGAUUCAACUGAGACCAGCACCCUCAGCCCAUCCUCCCUCACAGAUUCUGACCUACUAGAGGCUGUGUUGGAUGGCACUUCCAGCCUAGUACCUGAGAAGUUGAUUCCUGAGGAGCCAGUGGACAUUAAUGUAAAUGUUCAGCUCACAGAAAGCCCUGCUCCUGAUAUACACAAUGUUACAGAGAGUAGUAAAAGCAAUAUAAUGGGAGGUGGGAAAGUUGAAACUACUAAUAAAAUAAGCCAUUCAAAAGACACUGUUGGUCUAGACGUGCAAGAAUGCAUUAGUCCAAGAACGGCUGACCAAGAUGAGGUUGUGAGUUACAAACAUUCUGACCCUAAAAGCAAUAAGAAAACACUCAGUAAGGAAAUCCAGGCAUUUGACGUCCCAGAUGGACUGGAGUCACGUGAUCAGACAUCAGUCUCUGAGGCAGAGCCUUCAUCCCCUAAGCCCGAACCAAAGAAACAGCAGAGCCUCUUUAAACGAAACAAAAGGAAGAGUAACCAAGGUAACAGUGGAAAAGGACACACUAAACAUAAAAAAGGCUGUGUGUUGCAGUGAGGUAGGUCAAUCGAUGGGAUGGCAAACUGUAAGCAGGAGUGUCAUCCUACUGAACUCAAUCACCAUCAAAGCUUUGUUCCAAAUAACUUUUCAUUUGUUGGUCUAACUGGAAUCUGGGUUUCAUUUGUCUGUGUUGUCCAGCUUUUAACAUGCGCUAUAUCUAACAAUUUUCCAAACCAAUGGUGUCAGGCUAAAACCUUAACAUUCGACCCGGUGCAUAUUUGUCUUGAGGUGAUUCUAAUGUCUAUUAAACGAUUAAUUCGCUUUAAUUUAAUUGAUGUUUAAGAAAUCUAACACUACACUGAUCUUAAGCAGCCCUGCAGUAUCUGAAGCUAUCGUGACGUCAUCGUGGACUGAGUUAUUUCAUGAAAGCUGUCACUUUUGUGUCUCUCUCUCCAUAUUUUCUUGUCCAUUCCCCAAAUCUGCAACUGGGACUGUUUUUUUUGUUUGUUUUUUAAAAAAUCUAACAGUCUUGUGUGCUUCCUGUAAACUGUGCUAUGUUAAUCGGACUUGGAUGAAAGAUACUGUACAUGAUGUAAAUGCAUGAAUGUUUCACUACUAAAAAAACAUUUUAAAGCAGAUGUAACCCUAUUUGAAAGCCAAAACAAUCUCAGUGCUUAACAAGUAUGUAAGUAAAUUAUUCUACCAAGUGCAUUAGAGCCUUUUUAAAAAUGCUACUGUAGAUAUAAUUAUUUUAAAGGGUAUUAAAAUAUUUCAUUUAAAUAUAUUAUUCUGUUCAUUCAUUUUAAUCUUUGUUUCCCUAGGUGACUCCAGAAAAAGGAAAUCAAGAAGAAAAAGAAAAUGUUAAUUUCACAGAUCAGAACUGGAAGUAUAUUGUAUUUUGUGAGACCACAUGAACAUUGAUUUCUUCAGGAAAAUGCAGGAGUAUUCCUUUUGCAAUGAUUUGUUAAUCUAAACCAAAAAGAGUAAACACAUCUAAGGCUGGAUGGGAUCUUCACGCAUGGAUGUAAACAUGUCACUUUAUGUAAAUGAAUUGUAGUUUGUGUAACGGCCUAUAUGAGUGGUUUUGUUUCCGAACUCUUAAAAAAAAGUUGAAUGGGCCUUUGUAUAAUUGUUGUAAUAUGCAGUGAAUCUGUUUUGCUAUAUUUAUCUUGCAGCCCCUAUAGAAAAGAGAUGCAGUGUUGGCAAAAAAUAUACUUUAAUUUCACUUAUCAAAAGAAAACUGCUUGGAUCGUACGUCCUAAUUUCUUUAUGUAUUGUUCAAAUGAUCUUUAACAAGACAUAUAAUGAGUGUA